This is a messenger RNA of Thamnophis elegans (Western terrestrial garter snake), 6476 nucleotides long. RefSeq names its product pleckstrin homology like domain family B member 1 (gene PHLDB1). Gene Ontology annotation, biological process: regulation of microtubule cytoskeleton organization. The transcript is spliced from 18 exons. Gene Ontology annotation, cellular component: basal cortex. The record is from RefSeq and is a predicted model, not a curated record. Gene Ontology annotation, molecular function: protein binding. NCBI's taxonomy places the organism in Eukaryota, Metazoa, Chordata, Lepidosauria, Squamata, Natricidae. The coding region runs from base 2694 to 6038 and encodes 1114 amino acids.
CCAGAAGCCUUGGCAAGGAGCCAGGUGGCUUUUCUCCCAGAAGGUUAACCCUGUCCCUGCUUCGUCCCUGCGCGGCCAGCAGCGCAUCGAGCCUCGGCUGCGCCGGAAGGCCAGCAGAGUCAGGCCUGCGGGGGGGGACGGGACUCCCCGCAUUUCGCCCCGCAGAGUUCCUGUAGGGGACUUCCCGGUGGCUGCCAGAGAAGCGACCGGGCCCUGACUCCUGGCCCUCGGGGCUCCUCUCUGGCUGGGCCAGAAGGCUGAACGGAGGAGGCUGAAGCUGCCACCGCGCGAGCUUCCGCGGCCACGAGCGGCAGCGACCCCGCGCUCCGCUUCCCCAGCGCUCCUCCGUCCGGCGGGGGGAGAGCAGAGUUACCGAGCGAGAGAAAGUCGCCGCCACUUUCCCGCGGGGAGGAAGCCCCCGGGCCCAAUCCAACGGGCGCCGGGACCAGGGCCCCGGGUUGGCGGGGGGGGAGUGGGCGGGAGCGGGGCGCGCGUGGCAAGAGCGCCGAGGGGCCAACGGGGCCCGGCGGCCGCCAGAGCAGCCCCGAGCGCAGCGCAGCGCAGAGGGGCCGCCCUCCAACGGAGCCCGAGACCCUCCCUGCUUCCGCCCGCCGCUAUUUUUAGCAAUCCCGGAGGCGGCCGGCGACGAGACGCGACGCUCCUCCCACCUGGCGGCUCCUGCGGCCCCGGGGAUGCGGCUGGGGCGCGGGGUAGCCUGGAGCGCGCCGCCCCCCCCCCCCCGCCCACCAGGCGCGGCCGAGGUAGCCGGGGAGAGGCCGGCCGGCCGACUCAGCCUCUGCCCGCCAGCGGGGACGGAAUGCCGGCCGUCUUGCGCCUGGCUGGCUCCGGGCUGGGCACGGGGGACGCGGCCGGCUGGCGCGCGGGGCACUGCCGCAAGGGAGCCUCGGGGGGCAGCCGAGGACUCUGCCGGCUCGGCGUUUCCUCUCCCUCGGGGCGCUCGUCCUCUCGCCGCCCGGCCCCCCGCGUAAGCUGCUGGGGCUGCCAGGAAGGUUGGGCGGGAUCCGGAGGGCUGCGGGCUCCUUCCUCCCAGCCUUCGGGGUCAGAGCGCGAUCUGGAGAUGGGCUGGGCGCCCCCUCCUCUUACCCGCCCUUUCCCGGCCGGAGCACAGCUGCUGGGCUGGGGGCUCCACCUCCGAAGCCCUCGGAAGCCUUCCAAGCCAGCUCGCCCUCCUUCCCCUCCAGGAUGAAGUCAUGGGGGGCUGAGGGGGCGAUUUCGACAGGAAAUGAUGGGCUCUGGGGAAGGGUGGGUGCGUCGCCCAUCCUCCGCUGGGCUCCGGCCUUAGGAAGCCCCCUGCAGAGAGACUUUCUCCCCUAAAAGAGCAGGGGGUGCCUGGCCUUCCCCACUCCCCCUUUGCAUCCUUCAGACCUUGAGCUUGGGGGGGGGAGUAACCUUGGGUGGGGUGGGUUGCUUUAUGGGUUUAGAGCCCCCCCCCCCCCCCGGCCUUUCACAAUGGCCAUCUUCCCACAGAGCUUCUGCCGGAUUGUCUAUUAGCUUGUUGCAUUGGCAGUCUGGGAGUUGGGUGGAAGAGCGUGCUGGCGACCAGGCCGACAGGAGAGAGCAAAAUAGCAGAGGGUUCUUUGCCUGAAGGCUUGGUCUUGGUGUCCCUAAGGGCAGUGGGCUUUGCAGGGGGGGGGGGCACUUGCCUUCUGGGGCAGGGAGAAGCUUGCCAGGAAUGGGCUGAGUGUCCAGGAAGCUCAUGGACUCCUCCUGCAGUUGGGGUGGCCACUGAGCCCUUGGAGGCAGCAGAUUCCCCCCUUCAUCCAAGUAUGCCAGCCCCCCCCCCCCUAGUCCAGCCCAGUUUGUUGGGAGUCAGGUCUGAUCUUGUGCAGGGAGGGGCUGGGUGGAAGCCUUCGGGAGAGGGAGGGAGGGAGGCGGUUAGACCAUACAAGCUUUCUUUAGCACACCAGGGCUCUGUUUUUAGUAACCUCCCAUUUCAUUUGUUUGCUCCAGAGUUGGCCAGGGAAUUGGUGCCAACGGAGCAUUUGGUGGGAGGGGGAGCCAGGAGCACAGAAUUGCCGCUUUCCUUCUGCUUUGCCUGGGAGGUUCAGGGCUCAGAAUCCGAGCCACUGAAGGUUCUGCCUGGCCGUCCCAGAGCGACAGCGGCUGAGGGGACGGAGGGCCUUCCAGGCAAGUCCCCCCACCCCCUUGGCUAAGGCGAAGCCUCCAGAUCUCCCAUGUUAGGGGAGGGCACAGGCCUGUCUGCUGUGGCUGUGCUUCCUGCCUCCAGAUCCCCCCUCCCAAUUGCAGGAGCCAAAGCUAGUGGGAGGUUAUUCCCCCCGGGUCCCCAAUUCAGUGCCGCUCAGGCUCCGCCCAGCAGCAGGCAUGGCUGCUUAGUGGCUCAGGGAGGCUGGGAAUCUGGGGAGAGGAGGAGGAGACCCACCCCCCACCCCACCCCUGGGUCUUUGGGUUCCUCUCUUCUUUUCCAAUACUAAGCCUGGCUGUGGCCGGAGCUCCCACUGGCCUCCCACUCUCCACCACGUGAGAGGGCUGCCAGCUGGAUGCCCACCAGAGAUCCCCUCUGGCAUGGAGCAGCCCCUUGGCCCUUUCCUGGCUGGGCCCGGCUGUGGCACCCAGGGUAGGACCGGCUGGAACAGGCAUUGCGAGGAGGGCACGUGAUCUGCCUGGGCCAGGCCACCUUCCUGCGCUUCAGCCACCCAGCCGAGGCCGAGUGGAUGAAAAGACAAGCGGAGUGGCCCAGCCCAGAGGGCCCCUGUGGGCUGGGAGCAGCCGGGUGGCAGAGCCCCGUCAACGGCGACUCCAAGGGGGCUCCGCUCUCCCUGGUCAGCUCCAUCGAGAGAGACCUGCAAGGCAUUAUGGAUUCCUUGGUGCUGCAGGAGGAAAGCGGCGAUAGGAGCCCUCCGUCCCCAACAGCCAUGUCUCUUGCGAACGGCAAGGGGGGCUGCUCCCUUCUGUCCCCACCCCAGAGCCCCGGCAACGCCUCCAUGGGGUCCACCUAUGAAAAUGCCUCCUCUCCCCCCUUCUCUCCGCUCUCCUCCCCUGCCAGCAGCAGCAGCAGCAGCUGCCGGAGCCCCCUGGCCGGCUGGCAGGAGAAGGUCCCCGCCCUCCCCCCUGCAGUGCCUGUCCGAUCCUCCAGUUACUGCCAUGCUGCGUUGUUGCCCCCCGGGGGGGCUUCCCUGGAUCCUUCGAGCAGUUCCAGUGGCUUCCUAAGCUCUGCUUGCAGCUCAGGGAGCCCCCGGGCUGAGCGGAAGGCCAGGCGGGAUGGCCCCACGAGCCCCCUGCCAAGGCGCAAGAUCCGGCCUCCUGCAGAGGGUCCUUCUCCCAGCCAGCAUGGUGGCUCUCCACUGGGUAGCCCUCGCCCGCCAUCACCCGGGAACCCUUGCUUGGCCAGGGCUUUCCAGCUGCCCGGGAUGCUGCAGGGCAAGGCUGCAGCCCCCCAGGACCCAGGGCCCGGCUCCUUCUUGAAAAUGCUGCCGGUCAGGGCUCCCCGAUCAGCCCAACUGGGGAAGGCAGCCUGCCAAGGGUCGGAGCUGCCAGGUGGCGUCUCUCAGUCUGUCCGCACCCAGCGGGUCCCCGAGAGUCCCCAGAUCAGCCGGAGACCGACAGAGAGCCUGCGGGAGCGGCCCCCCGUCAGCCCGGCCCUGGGGCGCCGAGCAGUGUCCCCGGCCCCUGGAAGCAGCCUCUCCUCCUCACAGGGCAAGCUUGGGGAGGGUCCCAGGGGGUUGCAGAGAGAAGCGCCUUCCGCUCCACCCUCCUCCUGCUUGAGGAGCCGCAGCCCCUCGCCUCCCUCCCUCCCUGGAGAGCGCACCCGGCACAAGCCCCGUGGUGGACCUGGCCUCAGCUCUGCCUCCAGCUUAGGGUGCCUCGUCCUGCCCUCGGACUCUCCCCAGCCAAGCCACCAGGGGGCUGGUGGGUCCCAGCUGUUGGGCCCCACGCGGGAGCGCAAGCAGAGCACCUCCAAGCUGCUGGGCGUGCAUGAGAGCGGCCUGCUGGAGUACCAUCGAUGGCAGCGGCAGGAGCGUCUCCGGGAGCAAGAGAUGGAGCGCUUGGAGCGCCAGCGCCUGGAGACCAUCCUCAGCCUGUGUGCCGAGUACACCAGGGGGGACACUGAGCUGGGCCAAGAGGGCAGUGCCAAUGCUGCUGCUGAUGGGGCGCUCCCCCUGCCAGGGAGCAGCCCCCCCCGGGAGCGAGGGGAGGAGGAGAACUUGCAGGAGGAGAGCAGCAGCACCGAGAGUGCUGGUCAGGAGCAUGAGGUGCCACCCGCCCCAGAGCUGGCCCUUCUGGAAGAGGAGCACGCCCGCCUCCUGGCCAGCACAGAGCGCCUCAAGAGCCGCCUGAAGGGGCUGGAGCAGCAGCUGCGAGAGACCGCUUGGGAGGCGGAGAUGGAGCAGGCCCUCCUCCAGGGCGAGCGAGAAGCGGAGAUCCUGCAGCUGCAGCAGGAACAGCAGGCGGUGCAACUCCUGCAGGAGCAGCUCUGCGGCCUGGAUGCCAGCGCUCGCCACGAGUGGGAGAAGGAGAGGGAAAGGGUGGAUGCGGAAAGGAAGGCGCUUGAGAAACUGCGGGAGUUUUACUCUGAGCUCAAGAGCCAGCUUGAAAACUGCCCCGAGGCAAUGAGGGAGCAAGUGAAGGACCAGAUGCAAAGGGAAGCGGAGGCCCUGGAGACGGGGACCAAGCUCUUCGAAGACCUGGAGUUCCAGCAGCUGGAGAAGGAGAGCCGCUGGGAGGAGGAGCACGAGAUGCUGCACAGCGAGGCCCAGGGCCGCCACCGCCUGGCCCGCCGGAAGGAACGCGUGGCUGCCCUGGAGGGCCAGGCCAAGCAGCUACGGCUGCAGGCUGCUCAGGAGGCCGACCGGCUGCACCAGGAGAGGAGGGCCGCCCUGCAGCGACUCCAGCAGGAGAAGGAAGCCCUCCUGGGGCUGGAGCAACAGUUCUGUGCACUCACCGGCGGCAGCGCUGCCUUUCCCAAGCGCUCGAGCGGUCUCCGAGAGGGCUCUCCACCCCCAGGGGGCAGAAGAGGCAGCCCCCCCUGCAAGCUGACCGGCUCCCUUCUUGACCUGGGGAGGAAGCGUGAGGCGUCCCUGCAACACAAGGGGCAUCGGGCAGUUCAGGACCAGUGGCAGCACCUGGCUGACCUGAAGCAGAAGGCGGCAGUGGAGGGUCAGGCCCUGCGAAGGAGGGCCCCCUUCUCCCCCCUCGUGCCCUACUCUGGCCUCCACCAUCACCCCUUCCUGGGCAACGACCCCGAGCCAGCCUACGACACCCUCAGCCUGGAGAGCUCGGACAGCUUGGAGACCAACCUGUCUCUGAGUGGGAACUCGGCCUGCUCCCCAGACAAUGCCUCCAGUGCCAGUGGGGCAGAUGCCAGGAAGAUCGAAGAGAUGGAGAAACUGCUGAAAGAGGCGCAGGCUGAGAGGUCCCGCCUGAUGGAGUCGCGGGAGCAAGAGAUGGAGCUGCGUCACCAGGCCUUGGAGGACGAGCGGCAGAGGCGGGAGCAGCUGGAGCAGCAGCUGCAGGAUGAGACGGCACAGCGGCAGCAGCUGAUUGAGAGAGAGGUCAAGAUGCGGGAGAAGCAGCUGGCUCAGGCUCGCCCCCUGACCCGUUACUUGCCCAUCCGCAAAGAGGACUUUGACCUGCGCUGGCACAUCGAGUCCUCCGGCCACAGCGUGGACACCUGCAGCCACAUCAUCCUCUCGGAGAAGCUGUGCAAAGGCUACCUGGUCAAGAUGGGGGGCAAAAUCCGGUCCUGGAAGAAGCGCUGGUUUGUCUUUGACCGCCUGCGGCACACCCUCUCCUACUACAUGGACAAACACGAGGCGAAGCUGAAGGGCCUCAUCUACUUCCAGGCCAUCCAGGAGGUUUACUACGAUCACCUCCAAGGCGCAGCCAAGAAGAGAUUCUUCCCUCCCAGCCUGUCCAUGAGCCCCAACCCCGCCCUGACCUUUUGCAUCAAGACCCACGACCGGCUCUACUACAUGGUGGCCCCCUCGGCAGAAGCCCUGCGCAUUUGGAUGGACGUCAUUGUCACGGGGGCCGAAGGCUACACCCAGUUCCUCAACUGAGGCAGCAGAGCCACGAAGAGCCCCUCAAGAUCUUCCCUCGGGCGGCCUCCGAAUGCGGGCAGGGACCCCUCUGCUGCCAUGGGUGCCUGGGAUGGGCCCGCGAGUGGCGAAAGCUGGGCUCCCGUCAGCAGCCUCAGAAGUCCAGGUGGUCCCCAACCGCCAGCGUCAGAGCAGCAGCAGGCAGGAGAUCAGCACCGUCAGGCUUUGCAGUGCAGGGCUCCCCCCCCCCCCCCCAGCCCACAUCCGGUGCAGACAAGGCCCAGAAGUCACCUUGGCUCCCUCGUCUCCAGGGCCGGCCUCCUCUCUCUUUGCAAAAUGGAGAAUUCCCCCCCCCCCCGGGAACGGCUCCCCCUUGCAGCUGGGCAUGCCGAAAUUGUUGGAUGGAGUCUUUGCAGCCACGAGGCAGGAGAGCAGAAUAAAGCUUUUUGCAUACUUUCA